Pogoniulus pusillus (Red-fronted tinkerbird) is the source of this 3395-nucleotide messenger RNA. It is a transcript of the gene TANK, whose product is annotated as TRAF family member associated NFKB activator. The transcript is spliced from 9 exons. NCBI's taxonomy places the organism in Eukaryota, Metazoa, Chordata, Aves, Piciformes, Lybiidae. Gene Ontology annotation, biological process: canonical NF-kappaB signal transduction. The coding region runs from base 309 to 1748 and encodes 479 amino acids. The record is from RefSeq and is a predicted model, not a curated record.
CCUGGGAGGUAGAGCCGGCGGGACAAGCGCUGUAUCUGGGCGCACAGCUCGCCGCUUUCUCUGCCUGCCCGAGGCGCUUGGUGGCAGGCGUAGCCGCUUGCCCCGAUCCGACCCGCUCAGCCGAGCGGGCAGCGCCUCGGCACCCCGUCAUGGGGCGGGGAGAGGCACCACAGGAAGUCAGUUCUGGUUCCUGGGUUAAGGCGCUCGGGCAGAAGCGAGCGCCUGUGCCGGGAGCGGCUGUGAGCUCCGUGAGGCGCUCCGUCUAUUAACUUGACCAUCUUUUCAGUGAUGAAACAACACUGGAAAUUAUGGACAAAAACAUUGGAGAGCAACUUAACAAAGCUUAUGAAGCCUAUCGACAGGCAUGCAUGGAUAGGGACCAUGCUGUGAAAGAACUACAUCAAAAAACAGAAAACUACAUGCAGCAAAUACGUGAACAGCAGGAAAAGAUAGAGCUUCAAAACAGCAUUAUUGCAAAACUGAAAUCACAGUUAGCUGCUCUGAAUGCUAAUAGAGGUAAUGCACAUCCCUACGUUCUGAUGAAUGAAGACAUUGAAACUUCCAACUUGCCCUUCAGCCAGCUCUCUGAAAAACUCAAUGUAGCAAAGCAAAGAGAAAAGCUCUUAAAGGAACAAUUAGAAAGUGAGAGCAUGAAACUGAAGCAGCUUGAGGACAGAAACAAUCAAAAGGAAAGGAAGCUUAUAUCUAUUAUUUCCAACCAAGAAGAUAAAAUAAAAACUCUGAAAAGCAAAUUGAAAGAAUUAAAUGAAGCACAAAAGGGGAUACAGAUGCCAGUGUACAAAAGGGAGGUGAGAAAUAAGAAAAUCAUUCCAGCUAAGCCUGAAUUAUCUCUAGGAAUUUCACCUCUACCUGAAAGAGAGAAUCUGGACACUAUUUUCCAGGACAUGAAAGAAGAGUGUCAUCGAAUAUGUAUGCUAGCCAGAGAACAAACAGACCAACUGAGUAAAUUUAAGAUAAAGCCAGAACCUGAAAGUGAAAUACAGUUUUCCAUGCCGAUACAGUGUACUGAUAAAACUGAUGAACAAGCAGAAGAGCUUUUUAAGCCUCGGGUUAUAAAGGAUAUAAAUAGAGGUGCAUCAUGCAUCACAUCUAUCACACCAAGAGGAGUGGGCCAAGAUGAGGACAACAACUCUGUAGAAUCACUUUCUAAAUUUAAUGUCAAGUUUCCACCUACAGACAAUGACUCUGCUUUCUUGCAGAGCACUCGGGAAAAACCAACAGUUCCUUGUACUGGUAUAGCUGAAAACAUGCUUCAAGAUCAUCCUUUUAACCUGGAGCACAGAGACCGUGCUGUUAACCUCAGUAAAUUGGAACCUAACUCAUUUGAAGCUCAUGGAGUUGAUCUCAUGACCUCAGCUUUACAGAGCUUUACUGUUGACAAAAUAAACUCCCCAAAUCAUGCAAAGAUGCCUGUAGAAAAUACUCGUGACAAGAUAUGUUUAAAAACAACAGACACUGGUUUCCCAUUUGUACCUAAGCACACAAACCAGGGUGCACCUGAAGUAAUUUUUUCUUCUUCUUUAGAAGCCGCUGGGACAACCAUCAGAGGUCCUCAUCAGCUCAUCUGGAAGCCUCAGGACAGUAAUUUGCUGGCACAAGCUUAUACAGACUCUGAACUGAAUCAAUCGGGAAUAUGUGAAUUCUGUCGAGAAGUUUUCCCACCAUCCAUGACAUCUAAGGAAGAUUUUCUUCGGCAUCUGAAUUCCCACUUUAAAGUACAGUCUUAAUGUAUGAGAACACAAUGGAUCUCUAGUUUUGCAAACAUUUGAUAUAUUUUUUUUAUUCAAUAGAUAUGCCAAGAAUUUAAGAAUUAAGACUUCUUGUAGCAAGAACUCGUGACUGAAAAUGUCAGAUAAGCACAUUUUUAAUUGUCCUUUGGCAAGGUAAAAUGUAAGUCAUUCAGUACUGUAAUUCAUAUUACUGCUUGUUAUGCUUCAAUAUUACAUUUGAGAGUGAUGUUGGACACCUUUGCUUCUUCUUUUAAUAAAUCAUUGCCUGAGUAGGCCCACAGUCAUGAUUAUGAGUGUGGACCUGCAGGAUUCGUGCCUUAAUAUAACUGGGGAAACUGAUGUAAUGCUAAGACUUUUUUUUAUCAGCAUCUAGUGAUGUGAUUAUAUUCUCCCUGAAGUAAACAGGAAGAGAAGGAGACUCAUUUUUUAAUUUCUGUUACAAAAUUUCCAAGUUUAACUUAGAGUAGUGAAACUCUUAAUUCAUUUUUUUGUAGAAUCAUCCCAAAACCAUAACUGAAUGAUGAGUAUGCCAAAAUUAGGAUAGACUUGGUCACAAGCAAUGUAAAUGAACAGUUGACUUUCACAGAUGAAUUGUUUGAGUAAUCAAACACAGCACAUAAAUGGCCCUGUUGCCAAAAUGUAACUGUAGCAAUUUUAAGGCUAUCUGUUACAUGUUCUUUAAUGGGUUUGUUCAUGUACAUCCCUAGCAUUAAUAACUAGUAAAAAUAAUUCCAAUUAAAAUAUUAAACUAUUAUGAAGUGAGGAGAGGAAAAGUUAAACCUUCCCUAAAACUGAGAAUACCAAAGAUUAUUUGUCUUUCUAGUCUGCUCUGAAAGAUUGCUCAAGGCUUUUACAACUUAGAAAGGAAUGGGGAAAACCCAAUCGCUCAGAACUGAUUUUUAACCUGAAUAUGCCUAGGAACUUUCUCGAUGCCAUUUCAAUUUGUUCUUAGUUGAAAGAGUGUAAUCUAUAAAGUUUGCACAUUUUCUGAAUGUAUUUGGAUCCGAUUAAAAAGGAGGAAGGUGUUACUAAGUGAUUUAAAUUAACUAUAAGGGGUGACUUGAAGCUUUUUUGCAUUUUAACUGAAUAUAGGGUUUAGUCCUGAUAAUGAGUAUUUUCAUAGCAGCAAAGCACAAGAGGUUUUUUUUCUUUUUAAAGAUUUGUUCUCUAGUGACCAAUUUCUGGAAGAAUUAAAACGCAUAAUAUGUAGAAAAUAUUUUUUCUGACCUUUUUCUCCAUUUUAAACCUCUCAUGUUUGUGACUGGCUGUUACCAGCGUAUACUGUAAUAAACAGCAGUGUGCAGUGCAUGUCUGCUAUGUGACCUGGAGAAAGAGUCUGUUACUAUUGACAGUUCUGAAGCCCUGCCAGUGCCCAGCGCUGAGGAGGGUACGUUCAUCCCUGGAGUCGCCGUGCGGCGUGUGAAGUACCUCCCUGGAGAGCACGGCUGGGGGUGGUUCCUGGGAGAGGCAGAAGUUCCAGGAUUGGGAGGAGAGAAGGGGAUUCGCACAUCUCCAGCCAGCCCAACACAAAACCGACUUAUCCUCUCAACCGUGAAAUUCGAGCUCAGGAGCUCAGGUUAUUAAGAGAUGAACAAACUGCGACUUCACUUUUAAAGAAAAUAAAGUCGUCUGUUUUCCCCCCGC